Molecule: messenger RNA, 1074 nt
Organism: Carya illinoinensis
Lineage: Eukaryota; Viridiplantae; Streptophyta; Magnoliopsida; Fagales; Juglandaceae
Product: transcription factor JUNGBRUNNEN 1-like
Exons: 3
Coding region: 40-1029 (329 amino acids)
Biological process (GO): regulation of DNA-templated transcription
Molecular function (GO): DNA binding
Source: RefSeq, a predicted model, not a curated record
UACCAGCUAGAGAGCUGGGAAGAAGCUGGAGAACGUCUCAUGUACUUGGAGAUCAAGAUCAUGAGCAGUAAGAUGCAGUUAGAUACUAGAAAGGAGGACGAUCAUGGUGAUGAAGUUCCACUGCCUGGAUUUAGGUUUCAUCCAACAGAUGAAGAACUGGUUGGCUUUUAUCUUCGUCGGAAGGUCGAGAAGAAACCAAUACGUCUUGAACUCAUCAAACAAAUCGAUAUCUACAAAUACGAUCCCUGGAAUCUUCCAAAAGCUGCUGGAAGUACUGCAAAAGACACGGAGUGGUACUUCUUUUGCAAAAGGGGGAGAAAGUAUAGGAACAGCAUACGACCCAACAGAGUAACAGGGUCUGGAUUUUGGAAAGCAACAGGCAUCGACAAACACGUCUACUCAGCGAAAGGAUCAGCAGAUCGUCAAAGCCAUCAUGUCUGCAUUGGCCUCAAGAAAACAUUAGUAUACUACCGCGGAAGUGCAGGAAAAGGAACCAAAACUGACUGGAUGAUGCAUGAGUUUCGCCUUCCAGCUGAUCAUGACACCAACACCAACCUUUCGAAUGCUAAAAGUACUGCACCAGAAGCUGAAAUCUGGACACUUUGUCGGAUUUUCGAGCGUAAUGUGUCGCAUAGGAAGUACACGCCGGACUGGAGAGCGUUAUCUGCUAAACGUCCUACAGCUACUUACUCAAGCUCUGAAGCAUGCAGUUUGGAGUCCAACAAUCGAGAAGGUUACAUUACUUUUGGCAGUAGUACUACUCCGUUCGUCAAUUAUAAUGAUCAUGAACAUAAUGAAAGAAAGCCUGUUGUUAAUCAUAAUGUUGAUGAGAUUUGGAACCAGUUGCAUGUUGGCCAGUUGAGCGCGACGGCGCCGGUGGCUCAUGAACGCCCUCCAUCAUCUUCAGGCUUUCCAAUUGGAAGUCCGGAUCGACCGGAUGAGAAUUAUCAUGCGUUGUUUGAUUGUGGGAAUUGGGAUGAUGAGCUCAGAUCAGUUGUAGAGUUUGCUCUUAAUCCAUCCAGUAUGUAAAUAUUUUUAUGUAAUUAUAAAGCAUGUUGAAUAUGGAUUUAUAUA